AAAUUAAAGCGCUUGAAAGUUAGAAACAAAAUGCUGCCCAUAGAUCCUACAAAUGAGACGGCCUACUCCUUUGUUGUCGUAGGCGCCUCCGGUCGCCUGGCGCUGAGCAGAAUCUUUCCAGCACUCUGGCAGCUUUAUCGCGACAAUCGCUUGCCGCAGGGCACAAAAAUCUUUACGUUCUGUCGCACGCCGCUGGACACGGCCAAGUAUCGGCUGCAGUGCGUGCCCUAUAUGGGCUUGGACAAGCAGCACGACAAGCACAAGUACAACAGCUUCUGGACCAAUGUGCAUUGUCUGCAGGGUCAGUACGAUCAGCCCGAGGACUACAUGGAGCUGACAGCUGCCAUGGUGCUGCAGGAGAGCAAGCACAACAUGAGCUACGCCAAUCGCAUUUUCUAUCUGGCCAUACCGCCCAUACUGCUGGACCAGGUGACACUCAACAUCAGUCGCAAAUGCCAAUCGCAUACGGGCUGGACACGCAUUAUUGUGGAGAAGCCGUUCGCACGCAACGAGAUCACCUAUAGACCAUACCAGACGCAGCUCUGCCAGACAUUCAAGGAGUCGCAGAUCUAUAUGAUUGAUCACUAUCUGAGCACGCUGGUCGUGCAGAACUUCUUUGUGCUGCGCUUCAUCAAUCACAUUUGGUCCGAGACCUGGAACAGCAAGCACAUAGCAGCGGUUAUGAUCAGCGUCAAGAGCGACAAGCCCGUGCAGGCGCGCGCCAAUUACUUCAAUCAGUUUGGCAUUAUACGCGAUCUGAUGACCAAUCACAUGAUGCAGCUGCUCACGCUGCUGACCAUAGAUCAGCCGUACAGCAAUCUUGUGGACGAUUUGCGCGACGAGAAGCUGAAGGUGCUGAGGCAAGUGGUUACAGUGGAUCUAGCCGACAUGGUCUUGGCACAGUACUGCAACAAUGGCAAGGAGAGCGAUGCCACUAAACUGGGCUACACACAGCACUCGUACAUACCCAAGGACUCGCUGACGCCCACCUUUGCGCUGGUGGUGCUGCACCUCAACAACAAGAACUGGACGGGCGUGCCGUUCAUACUGCGUGUGGGCCAUGCACUCAAUGAAACCAAAACAGAGAUACGCGUGCAGUACAAAUCCAUUUCCUGUGAUCGCAGCGAGGGCAACCAGAGCGUGUGUAAUGAGCUGGUGCUGCGGCUGCAGCCACGCGAGGAGCUGUUCAUGCGCAUGAUGCUCAAGCGUCCAGGCGAUAAGCUCUGCCUUAAGGAAACGCAAUUGAAUCUUAUGCUGCCGGAUCGCACAACAGUGCCCUCGAACUUGCAACGCUUGCUGUUGAAUGUGUUUGCGGGCAAUCAAAUGUUUUUCAUGCGCACCGAUGAGCAGUGCGAGAUCUGGCGCAUUUUCUCGCCAGUGCUUACGAAAAUUGACGUCGACCGUCCCAAGCCACUGCAGUAUGCCUUUGGCUCGCGUGGACCCAUGGCAGCUUAUCGGCUAGCUGCCAGCAAUGGCUUUCAGUUCUAUGAGUCCGAUGACUUUCAUGCCGAUAAGGACAUUGCUGUUGAAGAGAGCGAGCAGCAAUUGAAGCCGCCCAGUCGUGCCACAAUAGCCACACCUGGCUGGAUGAAUGUGCCUUAGAAUUUGUCGAGUUAACUUUCGUGUGCACCCCAAUAAAUGCUUAUUUUUCUUUUUGGUAGCUAAGCUUUUAAUAAAAAUAACUACA
Drosophila busckii is the source of this 1687-nucleotide messenger RNA. Its product is annotated as glucose-6-phosphate 1-dehydrogenase. Gene Ontology annotation, molecular function: NADP binding; glucose-6-phosphate dehydrogenase activity. Bases 31 to 1602 code for a protein of 523 amino acids. NCBI's taxonomy places the organism in Eukaryota, Metazoa, Arthropoda, Insecta, Diptera, Drosophilidae. The transcript has a single exon. Gene Ontology annotation, biological process: glucose metabolic process; pentose-phosphate shunt, oxidative branch. Gene Ontology annotation, cellular component: cytosol. The record is from RefSeq and is a predicted model, not a curated record.